Molecule: messenger RNA, 1712 nt
Organism: Schistocerca piceifrons (Central American locust)
Lineage: Eukaryota; Metazoa; Arthropoda; Insecta; Orthoptera; Acrididae
Product: U2 small nuclear ribonucleoprotein auxiliary factor 35 kDa subunit-related protein 2
Exons: 11
Coding region: 100-1473 (457 amino acids)
Biological process (GO): mRNA splicing, via spliceosome
Cellular component (GO): U2AF complex; spliceosomal complex
Molecular function (GO): pre-mRNA 3'-splice site binding; metal ion binding
Source: RefSeq, a predicted model, not a curated record
CUUUGGCAGUGUUGUGAUGAAAGAAUUGUUUACAAACCGGUGUUAUGUAAUUGGUUAAAUGUUUGAACAUGCUGAAUAAAUGUGUUCGAAAAAUAAAACAUGGGAAGACAUAAGCUGUGGAGAGCACAAGCCAAAAAGAUGAGAAGAAAACGAAUACGGCAAAGAAUAGCAAGGGAGAGGGAUGCUUUGUUACAGAAAGAGCAAGAAGAAAGGGAGAAAUCCCCCAGGUAUCAGGCAUGGAAAGCGUCUCAGGAAGAACUAGAAAAAUUCCAGGAAGAGGAAGAAGCCCGUUUGCACCAAGAAAGGCACAAAAAGUGGGAAGAAGAUGAAGCAAUGGCACAAAAAUUGUGGCAGGAAAGACAGGAACACCUUGCAAGAGUUAAAAAAGAGAAAGAACAGCAAGAGCUCCUUAUUCGGCAGGAGUGGGAAGAGCAGCAAAGAAAAGAACAUGAAGCUGAAGAGGCUGAAAGAAAACUUAAGGAAGAAAAACAGCGUAAACAGGAUGAAUUGCUAAAGCAGAUUGAUGACUUCAUAAAUAAGGGAGGAGAAAUGCCACAAGCUAUAAAUGUGUCUACGGAAACCAAUCCAGACAAACCUCUAUGUCCAUUCUUUUCUAAAACUGGUGCCUGCAGAUUUGGUGACAGAUGUUCCCGAAAUCAUCCAAGGCCAGGAAUAAGCAAAGUUCUGUUGAUUCCAAACUUUUACUCACAUUUUGGAAUGGAUCAGUCAAUGGCAGAUGAAUAUGAUACAGAUGUUCUUUUGGAAUAUGAGGACAGUGAAACUUACCAGCACUUCAAAGAUUUUUACGAAGAUGUUCUGCCUGAAUUUGAAAUUUUUGGUCCAGUGGUGCAAUUUAAAGUAUGUUGCAACUUUGAGUCACACCUCAGAGGAAAUGUUUACAUAGAAUAUGCAAAUAUCAGACAUGCCGUUGCAGCAUUUCAGAAAUUUCAUGGUCGAUGGUAUGGUGGAAGACAGCUUAAUGUGGAAUUUACUUGUGUAUCCUCUUGGAAAUCAGCUCUUUGUGGUUUAUUCUUCAAAGGAAAGUGCCCAAAGGGUAGAAGUUGCAACUUCCUUCAUGUAUUUCGUAAUCCUUCAAAUCAGUUUGCAUGGGCUGAUAGAGACUUCCAACAUUAUAGGCAGAGGAAAAGGCAUCGCUCCAGAUCAAGAUCUCCAUCAAGCUCUUUCAGUCCAAAGCACAAUGGUCAAAGAAACCGAGAAGAAAGGAAUAACUGGCGUUGGUCUGAAUCCCCAGAGCCCAUUGACAGAUCAGAAAAGAGAAAUCCUACCAAAGAGAAACAAGAUAAAGCAUCAUCACACCAUAAUAGUAAAAAGAAGAGGAGCAAAGCAUCUCAUAGACACAGCAGCUCAGCCAGCAGCAGCAGCAGCAGCAGAAAUGAUCACAGGAGCAGAGACCACAAACGAAAGAGACACAAACGUACAAGAUCUCGAUCUAGAUCACGAUCGAGGUCAUAAUGUGAGAGAUGUCUGACCUUGUGAAUUUGCUCAUGCUCUCAUUCAUAUUAAUGCUAACAAACUGUAUUUUCUAGUCCACCGCAGCCAUCACGUCAGUUGUGGAUGUCUUCUUUGCCCACUAGGAUACCACUUUCUGGAAACUAUAUUGAGUGUAAUACUAGUUAUAAAGAACAAGGUUCUGUCUUUUUCUUACUGUGAUAAAAUGUUCCUGUUGUGUAAUAAAAGUUAUUUCUACUGAA